Mercurialis annua (annual mercury) is the source of this 1555-nucleotide messenger RNA. RefSeq names its product sorting nexin 1. Gene Ontology annotation, cellular component: endosome. Bases 184 to 1386 code for a protein of 400 amino acids. The transcript has 11 exons. The record is from RefSeq and is a predicted model, not a curated record. Gene Ontology annotation, molecular function: phosphatidylinositol binding. Lineage: Eukaryota; Viridiplantae; Streptophyta; Magnoliopsida; Malpighiales; Euphorbiaceae.
UUAAAGAAAAAAUCCAGUCAUUUCAAUUGUUCGUCAAAUUGCACAACUCACUCGCCGUGAUGACUUUCAGUUAUUCCGUUUGUUGACAAACUAGUUCCUCACCAUUCGCCGGAAUACCUUCUGUCCGCCGCGACCAAUUCACCGGCCUCCGCUUUACUGAUCAAGCUGUGUAUACAAUAGACCAUGAUUACAGCGCAGAGAAGCUCGUCAGGGUCUUCACUCAGCCCUAGAUCUCCAUCAUCACAGCCUUAUUUAUCAGUAUCAGUUACUGAUCCUGUUAAGUUAGGCAAUGGCGUCCAAUCUUACAUCUCCUAUCGCGUUAUUACCAAGACCAACUUUCCUGAUUACCAAGGACCUGAGAAGAUUGUAAUUCGGCGUUACAGUGAUUUCAUUUGGUUACAUGAUCGUCUUUUUGAAAAAUAUAAAGGUGUCUUUAUUCCUCCUCUUCCGGAGAAAAGUACUGUAGAAAAGUUUCGUUUCAGUGCUGAAUUUAUAGAGUUGAGGCGCCAAGCACUGGAUAUAUUCGUCAACAGGAUAGCCUCUCAUAAUGAGCUUCAGCAAAGUGAGGAUCUGAGAACCUUUUUACAGGCAGAUGAAGAGACCAUGGAGAGAUUAAGGGCUUAUGAGACUGGUAUUUUUACGAAGAAGCCAACGGAUUUUAUGCAAAUUUUCAAGGAUGUGCAAACUAAAGUGAGCGAUGUCAUUCUUGGGAAGGAAAAACCUGUUGAAGAAUCAAAUCCUGAGUAUGAAAAGUUGAAACAUUACAUCUUUGAGCUUGAAAACCACUUGGCUGAAGCUCAGAAGCAUGCAUAUCGUCUUGUAAAGAGGCACAGAGAAAUGGGACAGUCUCUAUCAGAUUUUGGAAAGGCAGCCAAGCUUCUUGGUGCUUGUGAAGGAGAGUCCCUUGGGAAGGCAUUUUCUGACCUAGGGACAAAAUCAGAGACAUUAUCUGCUAGGCUGCAAAAGGAGGCCCAUCAACUUUUAAUGAAUUUUGAAGAACCGUUGAAAGAUUAUGUUCGUGCUGUGCAAUCCAUUAAGGCCACCAUAGUUGAGAGGGCCAAUGCCUUCAGGCAUCAGUGUGAAUUGGCAGAAACAAUCAAGUUGAAGGAGAUAAAUCUUGACAAGCUCAUGUUAACACGUUCCGACAAAGUGGGAGAGGCUGAGAUUGAAUAUAAUGAGUUGAAGACAGAGGGCGAGGAAGCAACAAGAAGCUUCGAGACCAUGGUACGAAUGAUGAACGAAGAGAUAGUGCGUUUUCAAGACCAGAAGACACUGGAUAUCGGAGUUGCUUUCCACGAAUUUGCAAAAGGACAGGCUCGUUUGGCAAAUAGCAUGGCCGAUGCAUGGCGAAGUCUGCUUCCCAAGCUUGAAGCUUGUUCGUCUUAAAACUAUGUGAUGACAAGAAGUGAAGAAGAUUGUAACAUUGCUUUGUAAAAACUUUUUUUUCGAGAGUUUGUAGGAUUUAGUUCACCACGCUGGUGUUGUAUGCUUUGUGCAAUUCACCUUUUCCUGUACAAAUUUGAAGCUAAUUGAAAAGGCUGAGAUACUUGCAUUA